Molecule: messenger RNA, 8390 nt
Organism: Tyto alba (common barn owl)
Lineage: Eukaryota; Metazoa; Chordata; Aves; Strigiformes; Tytonidae
Gene: ROBO2
Product: roundabout guidance receptor 2
Exons: 31
Coding region: 785-5533 (1582 amino acids)
Molecular function (GO): protein binding
Source: RefSeq, a predicted model, not a curated record
GCGGCGGCGGGAGCCCCCGCACCCCCAGGGCAGCCACAGGCAGAGCCGCCCGGCGGCCCGCCGCCGCUCCCGCCCGCAGCGGCACCGCGCCGGAGUUGCUGCCCUCGAGCAGUUUCCGCUCUUGGUUUUCAGUGAGGAGGGAGGUGGAGGGAGCCGGGUUUUAUUUUGAGGGCAUGCUGAGAAAGCCGUUCCCCUCCUGUAGCACAUUGCCUAGGCGUUCCUAUUAUGGAAGUUAAGUGAGAAACUCUGCAGCUUGAACUGAUUUGGUAGAGAAAGAGAGAGAAAGGGGUAGGGGGAGGGCGAGAGGAAAGCAAAAUAGCCAAACCAAGCCAAUGAUUUUCCUGCAAAGUGCCGGGAAGUUUGUGGAGCACUUUCUAGGAAUCAGGUCCUUUCUCAGAGUCUAUCCUUGUCUUCCGAAGAAAGAGCUUGCUUUUGGAUUGCCAUGGAUCCUAAAGAGAGUCUUAGACACACUUGAAUAAUUCCCUCUGCCUGGGCUGGAUUGGUGGGAAUUUAGGAAGGAGCGUGUGUGUAAAGCAGAAGCCUUCGGAGCUCGCUCGCUGCUCUAAUCUGUAUGGAUCUAAAAGUGCCAUAUUCAAGAUCUUUCCAUCUGCAGCUUUUGAUUUCAAGAUUUCCCUUUCCACUUUAAGUAGCUGCUAGGAAACUGAAAACUUUUGGACCUACCUCUUACUGGCUUUGGAUACCUUUUUUUUUUUUUUUUUUUUUUUUUUUGGAUCUCAGUGGAAUUGGUCUCUCAAGCGAUCGGGAUUGCUUUUAAUAUGUCAAAAUGGGUUUGCUGACGCCACUCCUGCUCUUUGGAUUUGCAUUUUUUCAAGUCUGUGGAUCCCGUCUCCGCCAGGAAGACUUUCCACCACGGAUUGUUGAGCAUCCUUCAGAUGUGAUAGUCUCUAAAGGAGAGCCAACAACUCUGAACUGUAAAGCUGAAGGACGGCCAACUCCUACUAUUGAGUGGUACAAGGAUGGAGAGCGAGUGGAAACGGACAAGGAUGAUCCACGCUCCCAUCGCAUGCUGCUGCCCAGCGGAUCUUUAUUUUUCUUGCGUAUUGUGCAUGGACGCAGGAGUAAACCUGAUGAAGGAAGUUACGUGUGUGUAGCAAGGAACUACCUUGGAGAAGCUGUGAGUCGCAAUGCAUCUCUGGAAGUGGCAUUGCUACGAGAUGACUUCCGCCAAAACCCUACUGAUGUUGUGGUGGCAGCUGGAGAGCCUGCCAUAUUGGAGUGCCAGCCACCUCGUGGACACCCUGAGCCUACCAUCUACUGGAAGAAAGAUAAAGUCCGUAUUGAUGACAGGGAAGAACGCAUCAGUAUACGUGGUGGGAAGUUGAUGAUCUCCAAUACAAGAAAAAGUGAUGCCGGCAUGUACACUUGUGUUGGAACAAACAUGGUGGGGGAGCGAGACAGCGAUCCGGCAGAGCUGACUGUCUUUGAACGGCCCACGUUUCUCAGGCGACCGAUUAACCAAGUGGUGCUGGAGGAGGAGGCUGUGGAUUUCCGGUGCCAGGUGCAGGGGGAUCCCACACCCACAGUCCGGUGGAGGAAAGAUGAUGCAGACCUACCAAGAGGAAGGUAUGACAUCAAAGAUGACUACACUUUGCGCAUUAAGAAAGCCAUGACCACAGAUGAAGGAACUUACACAUGCAUUGCUGAAAAUCGCGUUGGAAAAGUAGAAGCCUCUGCUACCCUCACUGUGCGAGCUCGCCCCGUUGCUCCCCCACAGUUUGUGGUGAGACCACGAGACCAGAUUGUAGCCCAGGGUCGAACAGUGACUUUUCCUUGUGAAACUAAAGGAAAUCCCCAGCCAGCUGUUUUCUGGCAAAAAGAAGGAAGUCAGAAUCUACUCUUCCCAAACCAGCCUCUCCAACCCAACAGCAGGUAUUCAGUGUCACCAACCGGAGACCUGACUAUUACAAACAUUCAGCGGUCUGAUGCAGGCUACUACAUUUGUCAAGCACUGACGGUUGCUGGAAGCAUUUUAGCCAAGGCUCAGCUGGAAGUUACUGAUGUCUUGACAGAUAGGCCUCCACCCAUCAUCCUCCAGGGGCCGGUCAAUCAGACGCUGGCAGUGGAUGGGACAGCUUUGCUGAAGUGCAAGGCAACCGGCGACCCCCUUCCUGUUAUCAGCUGGUUAAAAGAAGGAUUCACCUUCCUGGGCAGAGACCCUCGAACAUCCAUACAGGAUCAGGGGACACUUCAGAUUAAAACUCUGCGGCUGUCCGAUACUGGGACUUACACUUGUGUUGCUACAAGUUCCAGUGGGGAGACAUCUUGGAGUGCUGUGCUGGAGGUGACAGAAUCUGGUGGAGCAACAGUCAGUAAAAAUUAUGAUAUAAAUGACCUCCCUGGGCCACCAUCCAAACCUCAGGUCACUGAUGUUACUAAGAACAGUGUCACCCUGUCCUGGCAACCAGGGACCCCUGGAAGCCUACCAGCUAGUGCAUAUAUUAUUGAGGCUUUUAGUCAAUCUGUGAGCAACAGUUGGCAAACGGUGGCUAACCAUGUGAAGACCACUCUCUACACUGUGAGAGUACUGCGCCCCAAUACAAUCUACCUGUUUAUGGUGAGAGCUAUCAAUUCACAAGGUCUCAGUGAUCCCAGCCCUAUGUCAGAUCCUGUCCGAACACAAGAUAUCAGCCCACCAGCACAAGGUGUGGAUCACAGGCAAGUCCAGAAAGAACUGGGAGACGUCAUCGUACGACUGCAUAAUCCUGUUGUGCUAACACCCACGACGGUUCAAGUCACCUGGACAGUUGACCGCCAAUCCCAGUUUAUUCAGGGCUACCGAGUAAUGUAUCGCCAAACGUCUGGUCUACCUUCUCCAGCUGCAUGGCAGAAUUUGGAGGUCAAAGUCCCAACUGAGCGCAGUGCUGUUCUUGUCAGCUUGAAAAAGGGGGUCACUUAUGAAAUUAAGGUUCGCCCUUAUUUCAAUGAGUUCCAAGGGAUGGACAGUGAAUCAAAGUCUGCUCGUACCACAGAGGAAGCUCCAAGUGCCCCUCCUCAGUCUGUUACUGUCCUGACAGUUGGAAACCACAACAGCACAAGCAUCAGCAUCUCCUGGGAUCCUCCCCCUCCAGAUCACCAAAAUGGAGUCAUCCAGGAGUAUAAGAUCUGGUGCCUAGGUAAUGAGACUCGAUUUCAUAUCAACAAAACAGUAGAUGCAGCCAUUCGGUCUGUAGUAAUAGGUGGCCUAUAUCCAGGUAUUCAGUACCGCGUGGAAGUUGCUGCAAGCACCAGUGCAGGUGUGGGAGUGAAAAGUGAGCCACAGCCCAUAAUAAUUGGAGGUCGUAAUGAAGUUGUCAUCACUGAAAAUAACAACAGUAUAACUGAGCAAAUCACUGAUGUUGUCAAACAGCCUGCCUUUAUAGCUGGCAUCGGUGGGGCAUGUUGGGUAAUUCUGAUGGGUUUCAGCAUCUGGCUUUACUGGCGCAGAAAGAAGAGGAAGGGGCUCAGCAAUUAUGCUGUUCAGUCCUUCACCUUCACCCCUGCAGUCACUUUCCAAAGAGGAGAUGGAGGACUAAUGAGCAAUGGAAGUCGACCAGGUCUGUUGAAUGCAAGUGACCCCAGUUAUCCUUGGCUUGCAGACUCUUGGCCUGCCACAAGUCUGCCAGUAAACAACAGCAGUAGUGGACCCAACGAUCUUGGCAAUUUUGGUCGUGGAGAUGUGCUGCCACCAGUGCCAGGGCAAGGGGAUAAAACCGCUACUAUGCUUUCUGAUGGAGCCAUUUACAGCAGCAUUGACUUCACCACAAAAACUAGUUACAACAGUUCCAGCCAAAUAACACAAGCUACGCCAUAUGCCACCACCCAGAUACUGCAUUCCAACAGCAUCCAUGAGCUGGCUGUCGACUUACCUGAUCCUCAGUGGAAAAGCUCAAUUCAGCAAAAAAAUGACCUGAUGGGAUUCGGUUACUCCCUCCCAGACCAAGGCAAAGGCAACAAUGCCUUGCUUUACAUCCCUGACUACCGCGUGGCUGAGGGAUUGGCUAAUAGAUUGCCACACAACCAGUCACAGGAUUUCAGCACCACCAGCUCCCACAACAGCUCUGAAAGGAGUGGCAGCCUCUCAGGUGGCAAAGGAGGGAAAAAGAAGAAAAACAAAAAUACUGGCAAGCCCCAGAAAAAUAAUGGGUCAAACUGGGCCAGUGUUCCCCUCCCACCCCCUCCCGUGCAGCCACUUCCAGGCACAGAGCUGGAACACUAUGGGGUGGAUCAGCAAGAAGCAGGAUAUGACAGUGAUGGUUGGUGUCCGCCUUUGCCAGUUCAGACCUACCUGCAUCAGGGCAUGGAGGAUGAACUUGAAGAAGACGAUGAUCGUGUUCCCACACCUCCUGUCCGAGGAGUAGCUUCAUCACCUGCGAUCUCCUUUGGGCAACAGUCAACUGCAACCCUCACGCCUUCUCCACGAGAGGAGAUGCAGCCAAUGCUUCAAGCCCACCUCGAUGAAUUAACUAGGGCUUACCAGUUUGAUAUAACAAAGCAGACAUGGCACAUCCAAAGCAAUACACAACCUCCUCAGGCUCCAGUUCCGCCCUUAGGAUAUGUAUCUGGAAACCUUAUUUCAGAUUUGGAAACAGAUGUUCCAGAUGAUGAUGAGGAGGAGGAUGAUAUUGAAGAAGAAACAGUAGAAAUCAGUAGGCCGCUAAGAGGUCUAGAGCAUACUCCAGGCUCCAGUAUGGACAAUCUAGACAGCUCUGUGACAGGUUCAAUGGUAAAUGGAUGGGGUUCUGCGUCUGAUGAGGACCGUAACUUUUCUAGUCAUAGAUCUAGUGUAGGUAGCUCCUCAGAUGACUCGAUCUUUACCAGCGGCAGUUUUGCACAAGCACUGGUUGCAGCAGCAGAUAAAGCUGGUUUUAGGCUGGAUGGAACCAGCCUGACAAGAACAGGGAAAGCAUAUCCUUCGUCUCAGAGACCUCGGCCAAGCAGUCCUUUUUCUACUGACAGCAAUACCAGUGCAGCUGUCAAUCAGAGUCAGAGGCCGAGGCCCACUAAAAAACACAAGGGAGGACGGUUGGACCAACCUUCCUUGCCUCAUCGUAGGGAGGGAAUAACAGAUGAUCUUCCACCACCACCCGACCCGCCCCCUGGUCAGGGUUUAAGGCAGCAAAUAGUCCCCGGCCAGCGCGGAGGCUCGGCAGAGAGGAAAGGAAGCUCUCUUGAGAGGCAGCAUGCACCGAACGUAGAUGAAACAAAGAGCUCCCUGGACCGGCAAGCUAGGACAUCACUAGAGUGGCAGCGGCAAACCCAGGAGUGGAUAAGCUCUGCAGACCGCCAAGAGGAUUUCAGGAAAGCCCAACACAAACAAGCCUUCGGAUCAGAAGAGGCACUCGUACCAUAUAGUAAACCCAACUUCCCAUCCCCUGGCGGCCACAGCUCUUCAGGAACAGCUUCUUCUAAAGGAUCAACUGGACCUAGAAAAGGUGAAGUCUUGCGAGGAGGUCACCAACGCAAUGCCAGUGACCUUCUCGAUGUAGGCUAUGUGGGAUCAAACAGUCAAGGACAGUUUACUGGUGAAUUAUAGUAGUUGAGAAGACACAUUGCAAGCUGCUCUGAUGGACCAUCAGGUCUGAACUCAUGGAAGUGAUGACACUAAACAGUGCAAUGAACAUUUUCUUUAUUUAUGUACUAUUAAAAGAACUGUAAAUGCAAUGUAAAGACACACAGCCACACAUAUCCCACAGAUACUUUACUUGUGUUCUUCUCUUUAAUACACCAUCCACCUUAAACUAUUCCUUGUGAGGCGUAUAUAAAAAAGAAAGAAAAAAAAAAAAUCACCCUCCAGGAUGAAAAGGAUUUCCUUCUGUAUAUAAUUUCUUUUGUUGCAUUGCUAUGCAAGCUCACCUUCUUUUUAGCUAUGUUCAUAUUCAUGUCUGUUUUUAUUGGUCUGUUGUACUAUAUGUGAAUUAAUAGGCUGUGGUGCCAUAUAUUAACUUUUAAUCGUGUAACUUUUAUGUUUAAAGUUUGCACUGCAAUUUUAUUUGGUGAGAAGCACAAAACUCUACUCCUCAUGACAUGAAGAAAAAAGAGACUGAAUGUUUGAAGAAGGUUUACUUACUGUAAGCUACUUUGGAUAAUGCUGGAUGUAAAGGAGUAUGUUAGAUGGUUUUCCAUUGGGGUGUAGAAAUGAGAAAGUAACAGACAAAACUGAUGUCAGUGAAGACAUUAGCAACAGAUUUAAAUCUUUUAAAAGCAAGCAACGUAGUUGCUCUUCCUAUUUAAGAAGGGGUCAGAAGUUGGAAGUGUGAAAUUAGAGAGUGAACAUGAAAAUUAAAGGUAGCAUGAGAUGGCCUAGACCCUUUCACUAGAAUGAUGCCCUUAGUAUCUGUUUUUAGCCAUCCCAUGCCACUAAGUAAAGGGGAAGAAAAACAAACCUUGCUACAAACAUAAGAACUUAAGGUGUUUCACUAGAGCUGUUUUUAUAUUGCAGUUUUAAAAGAAUUAUUACCAUUAAUUUCUCCAACCCAAAAUAUAAGACAGAGAUUUCCCAGGAGAAACAAAUAAUAUAAACUCAAGGAAUACCUAGUAAGUAGUUAAGGAUGCAAUUUAUUAUUAAGACAUAUUCAGGCUGCUUCCAAAAAAUUGAAAUGUCAGAGUAUCUUAUUUCAUCUUUCCAAUACAUGUACAUUAUAAUAGAAGAUAGAGCUACACCACUGAAAUUCAUGCCAUUAAUUGUUUUGAUGCAGUCUAAACAAACCUUUGUGUUCUGUUACCCGAGGUCUACAAGAGCUGAAGCUGGAUCCACUAAAUUUGUAGUAAAAUGUUUAAUGUUUGGAAGGAAAGCAAUGGUCAAAUUAUUUUCGGAUUGCAUUAAGUACAUUUCUGGCAAUACAAUACAUCCAAAAAGUUGAAUAUAAGCAAAGAAAAUCUUUGACCUGUGUUUUAGUGGGUGGCCUCAAACCCUGAUAUGAUGAGGAAAUAACGCAUGUUUAUACACUUUUUGAAUAAACCAGACUCUGUAAGUGGACAUUAAUGACAGCAUUCUGUCUCUUCAUUAAUUUUCAUGACUUUGUCCAAAUCUUUUGUACCUUUCAAAUCUAAAUGAGUAAAUUGUCAAACUUUCCUUAGAAUAUUGUAUGUGGAUAGUCCACUCAUUUGAUGCUUAAUUUAAAUAUUGCAUCCUGCAGCUUCUUUCUGUUAGUUAUCUGACCAUGAACAAGUUUCCAUUUGAAUACCUUUUUCAUAUAACCAGUCUAUGUUGUUUUAUAUAUUGCCUUGGAGCUCACCAGUAUUAAGAACACUUUUAGUAAUAGCAGAAUCUCAGAAAAGUAAACUACAAUGCUAAAUAUGUGUUGUUUUUCAUUUCAUUAACUUGUUCCAUGAUAAGAUAAAACACUACAGCCAUCAACUAUAACUCAGCACUAUUGAAUAUUUUAAAAAUGCUAGUUAACUUCUUUAAGGUCAAGACUGUUAUUUAGCAGGUUACAAACCAAAAAAAGUUGAGAGAAAAAUGUAUGCAUUUAUUUAUAUAUGUGACCAGUGAAUAUAUGUAAUUUUCCUGCUUGUUAAACCAUUGCAGUUAAAACCAUUACUUUAUAAUGUGCAAAAAUGUUUAAGCAAGAUAAAGAAGGAAUCAUAUUUACAUACGUAUGUUUUUUAUUUUGGUAUUACCAUAUGAAGAGAAGACUAUUCAGGGUACAAUUCAAAUUUAAUUCUCUGGAAAAUGUUUAACUCAGUCACGGUAUAUUUUUUUUUUACAUUUAAUUCGAAAGCUUGUGCUGAGCUUUGGUGGAACACCUUAGUCACUAUAUUCUAUUCAAAAUUCAGUAUCAUUAGAUGUUGAUAAAUCCAUUCCAAUUACUUUCAAAUACGUGUUUUAUCUCUUCCACUGGAAAGUAAAUGUGUGUCAGUAUUAAAGCUGUGCAGUACCAUGAUAUUCACUAACUUGUCCAUCUGCUUCUGUACAUUUUUGUUCAUUAAUAAUUUGCUUACAAUAUUACAUAAGGUGUUGUUGUGUAUCGCAAAGUGUCUCCAUUAUCUUACAGGUGAUGUCUCUUCUUUUUUUCUCUCUCUCUCUUUUCUAGACAGUGUACUUCCAAUGAACCACAGUACAUAUUUUUUAAAAUGCCAUUUAAUUUACUAUUUUAAAAGAAGUAUUCUUUUUUUUUUUUUUUUUUUUUAAAUUGAAAACAUUUAUUGUGAAUAAUGUGUUUAAAGAAAAGGGAUGUUGUGGCAGCACUUAGAAUUGUUUUUUAAUUUGUUUUUUAAAAAACUGUUUAUUGGCUACAGUUUGUUCACGAAAAAGUACAACCUCUUAAUGUGUUUCAUUGGUAUUGUUAGUGCAGCAAAGUUUAAUUGGCAUAAAAAGUUGGUUAAUAGUACUGUUGAAGUGUGUAUUGUAUAUUUACUGGGGAAAAAAUAAAACAUAUUCACAUUUCAAA